Synchiropus splendidus (mandarinfish) is the source of this 3134-nucleotide messenger RNA. RefSeq names its product SIN3-HDAC complex-associated factor-like. The record is from RefSeq and is a predicted model, not a curated record. Gene Ontology annotation, biological process: negative regulation of cell migration. Bases 136 to 834 code for a protein of 232 amino acids. The transcript has 6 exons. NCBI's taxonomy places the organism in Eukaryota, Metazoa, Chordata, Actinopteri, Syngnathiformes, Callionymidae.
GGGAUUUAAAUCUGCUUUUGACCGUUUAGUUGUCUUUUCGAGAGUCUUCAGCGACACUAAUGAAAAGAGCUGCCGAAGUAGGAUAGUGCAUCGUCUUUUGUUACUUUGGCUCCUUCUUGUUCCAACUGACGUAAAAUGUUUGGCUUCCACAAGCCAAAGAUGUACCGCAGCAAUGAGGGCUGCUGCAUCUGCAGAGCCAAGUCUUCCAGCUCUCGCUUCACUGACAGCAAACGCUAUGAGGGCGACUUCAAAAGCUGCUUUGGGCUCGGUGAGGUGCGCUGCGGCGACAUCUGUAACGCUUGCGUCCUCCUGGUCAAGCGGUGGAAAAAACUACCAGCUGGAACCAAGAAAAACUGGAAUCAUGUGGUCGAUGCAAAAGCAGGUACAAGCGUGAAGACGUCGAUCCGGACGACAAAACUCAAGAAGAAGAAGCUGUGGCCCAUCAUCCGUGUGCAGAGAAACAACUCUGACGCUCACAGCACUACCUCCAGUGCUUCACCUGCCCAGUCACCAAUCUACAGCAACCAAUCGGACGAGGGCUCUGACUCAGAGAUGCUGGGGAACUCGCCCUCCUCAUCUGCCUUCUCCUUCCUUGACCUCACCUACUGGAAGAGGCAGAAGGUUUGCUGCGGGGUCAUCUACAAAGGACGUUUUGGUGAAGUGAUCAUCCACCCUCACCUGUUUAAGCCCUGCUGCCAGAGGAAGCCCCAGUCUCCAGAGGAGGAGGAAGAGGAGGUGGAAGAGAUGGAGGAAUCUCCUCCUACUGUGUCCAAGCUGGAAGCAGAAGAGGAGGGUGCUGAAGAGCACGGAGAUGGCAGCUCAGUUCUGGUAUAGUCUUCCUGAACAAAGACUCUAACCUCGAUGAUGUUUCACAGCUGCUUCCAGAUCGCCCUGGACCGGUUCUGUUUUCAGUUGCAUUGAGAUUCUCUGUGUGUAAAUACUUUGUUCGGAUCUUACAAAUGCUGGAUAUAUGGGACACUUCACCAAAAUGGAAACUUCUGGAAGCUUUUACACACUGAAACUGUAGCUUAACUCAUGGACUGGUGCUUUUUCUUGGUUGGUCUGCUAUGGGGCCACAGACACGUGAAACAGUGUUAUGGCUAGCUUUAUUAUAUAUGCUCAAACAGGUGUUUCAAUUCCAACCAAAGUCAUUGCAUUAAAACACAUGGAACAAUAAGAAAAUGAAAUCUGUAAAAAUGAAAUUAUGGAUCAGGAUACAGUUUUAUUUAGUAAAAAAAAAUAGAUAAAAGAAACAUAUAUAUAUAUAUAUGUGUGUGUGUAUGUAUGUAUGUAUAUAUAUAUAUAUAUAUAUAUAUAUAUAUAUGUUUGGAUAUUUUCAAUAUAUACCAUAUUUUCAUAUAUACAGUCUAUACAAAGGAUAAUUUAACAGACUAUAUUAAAUUUAAUUUAAAAAAAUAAAAAAAAUAAAUAUGUAUUGUGUCUGUCACCUCAUCCACACAGAUCCAAGUGCAGACUGUGACCUGUGACUCCACCACACCUUAAUGAAGGUUCCACAGGGACCCCAAAUCCCUUCUACUUUGUUGUUCACCUUUUAAAGCACGAUUUUGAAUGAAGUUCCCAGUGUCACACAGAAGCACAAAUACUCAGUGAUGUUUGCAGCUCCGCUCCAGAAGUUUCCAAUGAUUAAAACCGUUAUAAGCUAAACAAUCCCUCAGGAAGGUUGUGGGUUCAUGGAGUGUUGUUCCAAAACCUUUUGCGGCUUUGUUCAUUGUUAUCCAAAAUAUUGGCCUAUUUCUGUUUUUUUUUUUAUUGCUGUUUUGUUUACCAAAAAUGAUAGUUUUGUUUCUGCUGUUUUAUGUGACCCAAACACUUCUAGCUCGAUUAACUGAAGUUGAAGUCCUCUGUUUUGUAAAUAUGUGUUUAAUGGGGUAAAAAAAACAUUUUUGCAGUUUUGGCCAGAACUUCAGAACUUCUUUCCAAAAUAUUGAAUGCAAUAACACAGUUUAAAAUCGUAAUGAUUUUUAUUAUUAAAAAAUGGUUAUAAUGUAAAUGUAUCUACCCAAAAAUCACAGAUUCCAGCUCUGGCUCCACUUCCAACACUUCUUUUUUGUUUUUUUUUUCUCCCUGGUCACGGAAACCCAACCACACACUUCCCCACCACAGCAUUGCCGAUCUGCCCUUGUCUACUAUCUGAACCUGCAAUUGGGUUUUGAUCUGCGCCGUUUCCUGGCCAGUCAUGAGCAUUUCCUAAACCCAUGCAGUGUGAUGAUCCAUCGGUGAGACAUGCUGGUUUCUCUGGCGCUGCUGGCAACUCAUUCUCACGCAUUUCCAGUUCCAUGGCAUCAGGAUCUCUAGGCUGCUACAGAACCCUUUGAAGAGUUUCAUUGACUUUUUCAGCAUUUCAAGGUUCACUCUUCCAUUUCCUGUGUCACAGGUAGCAAAAUUCCUUUUAAUAUGGAUUACCUCUAUUCUGUUCUAUAUUAGAUGUACGACAUCGUUUCUCAUUCAGAAAGUUUUUGGCGCCUACAUCCACAUCAUCCUGCCGGACUGUGCUCUCUGUCUAAAGCAUGAAUACGUCAAGCUUGUUUCAGCACUGAAACAAUUAAUUUUGCGUUUUGUUAAAAAAAAAAGCUCACCAAAAUGAGAGUCUGUUUUCAGCCAUUUGUGCCCUUGUGUUGCCAGGACUGGAGAUGAAUCAGAACCACCAAAUAUACACCUUUCAUCAUUUGCAUCAUCUUUAACAUGUGUCCAUCAUUGGUUCAAUAUAAAUCAAAAUUCUCACAAACUAAGCUCCUUUUUUCAGUGACAACAAUUUUACAGAACUAUUCAACAAGCAGAGAUGUGUAUAUCAUGAAUGAAAUUGUCUUUAUUUAUUAAUUUAACGCUCCUUCUGUCACCGCACUGCUGUUUUGGUUCCCUCUGUAGAAACGACAGAAUGUACAACGCUGCCAUACACACUGAAGAAAUGAUUGUAUUCAAACUCUAUGAUAGUAGUUUAGGGCGUUGUUGAUGUUCAGAUGCAGUAAUGGUAUUUUUUGUCAUUAAAGCAUGUGAUGCACUUAAGAACUACGAUAUUUUAGUAUUCUGCCUCUGUCCUGUAGCAGAGAGAGACACACACACACUACUGUCGACCAGUUUGUAUAUUUUUAACGACUUGCUUUCUACUUAUUCAA